Molecule: messenger RNA, 2352 nt
Organism: Maniola jurtina (meadow brown)
Lineage: Eukaryota; Metazoa; Arthropoda; Insecta; Lepidoptera; Nymphalidae
Product: COPII coat assembly protein sec16-like
Exons: 2
Coding region: 1-2352 (783 amino acids)
Source: RefSeq, a predicted model, not a curated record
AUGAAAUCAAAAAUAGUUAUAUUUACGUUGUAUGCAGUUUUAUGUGAAUACAGUGCUAGCACGUUAAGUUUUCCUGGACCUCGAGUGUAUGUAGUUACUCCAUCGGCACGAAUAUUGAAAAAAGAUGAAGGGAAGCCAUCUUCGUUCUAUUAUCAUAACUGGAUGAGAAGGAUGGACACAGGAUCGGAUUCAACUUCAACCACGACCACAGAGAAAACCAUAUCAGAAGUAAAGACACCCGAUUUAAUAUUUGCGGAAUUUGAUUCCGAUGAUUCUAAGCAGAAAUCAAUAAGAAAAUUAUUAGAAAAGGAAACAAUAACUACUCUGAGGCCCAUAUACGUACCCGAUGAAGAGGAUAACAAAAUCACUCGUGUGGUUAAUUAUGGUUUGCCAGUGAAUACAAUAAACCAUAACGAAAAUUCCACUGAAAAUAAAUAUUCUUAUAUAUCUCAUGAUGAUUAUUACAAUAACUUGCCUGCGCCAACGUAUGUUACAAUUCCGCCAACGACUUUACCUACCACAACACCAAAAAUUACGACAACUACUCUUUCUCCAAUCAAUAUAAUACCAACCAAUCAUAACGAUAUACAAAAUAUAUGGCAUAUAAUUAAUAGCGAAAAAUCUGAUCAGUAUUCGAAUAAAUGGGAAGAAAUAUCACUUGAUUCUAAAAAAGAAGAAAUCACAAAUGAUGAAAGCGGAGAUGAAAAGAAUCACCGUCCAGACAGCGAUAGCUUCAAACAAGAAUAUGACUCUGACGAUGUAACGAUCGACGACAAUUUUGCUUUACCAGGAUUUGCCACAAAUCCUGGAAACGGAGCUGAAAAUGAGUCAAGAGCUAUACGAACUGAACAAAACAUAAGAUUUCCGUACAUUAAUUUAAAACCGUUUCAAAUAAAGUCAUCGAAGAAACCAGCAGUAAAUAAUAUAUCGAACGGUAAAAAGAGUAACGUAUAUACAAAUGUAGAUAAUUUCUACGACUUAAAAAAUCCCGUAAGAGGUGAAGCUCAAGAUGUCGUACCUUCAUCUCCAGCCAUUGAUCGUUACAAUCCAGCCCAACCAUACUUACCGCAACAGAAAUACGGUAAUAAUUUGUCACAACAGUCAAGCCCACCGAAAGCAACAGCAAGCUUAGUGCCACCUCCUCCGCCACCACUUACUGGAAAUGAUUUCCCGGUUCCAACUAGUUAUGAAGCUUUUCCUCCAUACGCACCGUCUGCGCCUGACUUUAGUCCUGCACCUGCGCCUGCACCACGGCCGUCGCCACCUGUCUCUGUAUCAAUGAUACCUUCAAAAAGUGCAGAUUUUACUAGCGAUUUUGAGACAUCUGGUCCAAGUCCCAGUGAUGAUGGCCUUAUAAUGGAUACAGGCUAUCGUUAUAAAGCACCAUCUGAUAAUGGAGAUAGUGAUAAUGGUGCUCCUGUAAUGAAUACAGUAUAUCACUACAAACAACCUUCAGGUCCGACAUCUCAGUUCUAUCCUACGCCUGUACCACCGAGUAAACCAUUUCAAGGCUAUUCAUACAAUAAGCCCAGCAUGACCGCAGACACCUCUCCAGUAGCUGAUAAGCCAGAAUUUCAAGGAUAUCACUACAGCAAGCCAGUAUAUCAUAAACCACCUGCCGACAGUAAACCACCGAGCCGAUCUCCACCUUCUUAUGGUCACGAUGAUUUUCCUCCUGACAUAUACGAACAUGACGAUUCUCCUCCACAUGUCUACGAACACGACGAUACUCCGCCACAUAUAGGAGAACAUGAUGACUCUCCUCCUCAUAUUCAUGAUCCUGAUGAAGAUAUGACUUACGAUAAACCAUAUGGCCCUAUAAAAGGGGAAGAUGAUAUGAAAAGCUAUGAUAUGGGAAUGAAGCCACCUUCGCCGCCAUCGUUUCAAUCUGACAACAAACCAGGCGCUUACGGACCCUCACCCAACGAUCACGGAUUUCCCAGCGAUUUUCCCACGGAUUUCAAAUUCCCUCCAGAUUUUGACGACCAUUAUCAUGAUCACGAACAUGAACAUUACCACAUUGUUGAACAUCCCACGACAACGACGGAAACGCCUCGAGUUAACCGUUUCAGUUACUACUAUUUAGGAAAGAAAUUGUAUUAUCUGCCAUUAUAUUUUAGCGUAUACUUCAUUAUUUACGUAGGAGCUUUAAUAAUUAAGGCUGUCUUGCGACACAAAAUUGUUUAUCCUAAUAGUUGGAGACCAAACACAACGACGGCAACUUUCUUUGCAAAAAGGUCAGUAGACGAGUACCUCUCACAUGAAAACCUUCAGGGAUUAACGAAAAAAGUAACCAACGCAAUCGCCUCAGCCGCAGAAAAGUACAUGGAUAGGAAAACGAAAUUGAGUUAA